This is a messenger RNA of Dufourea novaeangliae, 771 nucleotides long. RefSeq names its product peroxiredoxin-6 (gene Prx6a). Gene Ontology annotation, cellular component: mitochondrion; cytosol. The coding region runs from base 109 to 768 and encodes 219 amino acids. Gene Ontology annotation, molecular function: peroxiredoxin activity. Gene Ontology annotation, biological process: cell redox homeostasis; cellular oxidant detoxification. The record is from RefSeq and is a predicted model, not a curated record. The transcript has 5 exons. Lineage: Eukaryota; Metazoa; Arthropoda; Insecta; Hymenoptera; Halictidae.
UAGUCAAAUUUUCAAACAGUUGUAUAUAGAGGUCUUAAAACGCACUGUCGUAUUAAAAAAUUUGAAAGUAUAACGACAAAGAAUUUUAGAAGUAAAUUUUGAGUAAACAUGGUCCUAUUAGGUGAAACAUUCCCGAACUUCGUGGUAGAAACGCAAAAUGGCAAAAUUAAUUUUCACGAUUGGCUAGGCGAUUCAUGGGGAAUUUUAUUUUCUCAUCCAAACGAUUUUACGCCGGUAUGUACAACAGAAUUGGCCCGGGUAGCAAAAUUGAUGCCUGAAUUUAAAAAACUGGGAGUGAAAGUUAUUGGUCUAUCAUGCAAUUCGGUCAAAUCGCAUCGUAAAUGGAUAGAGGACAUAAAAUCUUAUGGAGAAAUAAUCGGAGAGUUUCCGUUUCCGAUAAUAGAAGACGAAUCACGGAAACUCGCGACAUCAUUGGGAAUGUUAGAUCCUUCAGAAGUUGAUGGCCAUGGUGUACCCAUGUCUGCUAGAGCAGUAUUUAUCAUUGAUCCAGUUAAGAAGAUGCGAUUAUCAAUUUUAUACCCUGCAACAACUGGAAGAAACUUUGAUGAAAUUUUAAGAGUGAUUGAAUCACUUCAACUCACAGAAAAGCAUAAAGUGGCAACUCCUGCUGACUGGAAGAAAGGUGAAGAAGUUAUGAUUCAGCCUACUGUGUCUUACGAGGAAGCAAAAAUGCAGUAUGACAAUAUUAAAACUGUAACACUACCAUCUGGCAAAACUUAUUUGCGUAUUGUACCUCAGCCAACCUAAAUA